This is a messenger RNA of Mesorhabditis belari, 1773 nucleotides long. NCBI's taxonomy places the organism in Eukaryota, Metazoa, Nematoda, Chromadorea, Rhabditida, Rhabditidae. The record is from the annotation of a GenBank genome assembly.
AUGAGCAAGCGCCGGAUUGACUGUUUAGCACAAAGAGAUUUUCCAAGUAAUGGAGUCCAUAAAUGUCGGGGCGUAUAUAACUCGACGGUGACAACUUCCGCCUUUCAAAGCUGGAAAAAUGUUGGCGACGCUUUUAUGUUUUCCAAAUUAACUACCAACGAUUCCGAUGAUGAGAAAUGUGUUACUGCCGCCAUCGAAGAAAUAAUAAAUCCCAGCAAUGCUCGGCUUGUCGAUCAACAAUCUUUUCAGAAAAUUUAUUCUGCUUGGAAAAGUGUCAAAAGGCAUCUUCUCACUGGCGGCCAGAUGAAAAAGAUCGUGAAUUCUUUUUUUAAAGACUUUGAAUCUUUGAAUGACAAAGAGCUUAUACUUUAUGGUAGGCUCAACUCGAGUAAGAUCACACGCUUUUUAAACAUUUUUUGUGAGAUUACCAAACUCGAAAGUUUUCUCGGGAAGGACAACUUGACGAAGAUCCUCGAAGUCGUGAGCGGAAUUUCGAUGUGGCCUUUGAAUUACCCAUUAUCCAAGCAAUUACCGCAGUUGAAGAUGGUGGCCAUUCCGUGGCUUAGAAAUUUGUCUUCUUUUGCAGAGAUUGAUGUCAGCAAGCUUCGGUGUGCAAUACGAGAUUGGUGUGCUUUGUUCUUCAUCAAACUCUUUUUGCAAGUUAUAAGGGGUGCUUGUCUUCCUAUUGUGGCGAAUCGCAAUCAGUAUUUGCUCCUAUUUCCGAAGAUUGUUUACAAAGUGUUGAAACUACGUGGAUUCCUUGCCUAUGGUCGUGAUGGCGAAACCAAGCGUCUAGGGAUAAUAGUCAACGCGGAAAAAAUACAAAAGUUUCAAACGAGACGAAUGUGGGUCGUUGUGGAUAAAAAGAAAACCCGAGCUCUUGCCACUUUUUACAAUCCUAAGCUAAAAGAGAUGGAACAAAAACUCAAUUCUGCGCUUCGUGCCUGUUUACCAAAGCUUGUCUAUCAUAUGCGUGAUUCUGCUUUCAGCAUAAAAGAGGCACAAGAGCGACUCUUUAACAAAAUUAAAAUCGAGGAUCAGUCAACGUUUUCCAAGAGGAGCAUUCAGUCAAUGGAUUAUGCGGCUAGUGACCUUAUUUCGGCAAUCAAAGAUAUGUUUGGCAUUCCAAUUUAUUACGGAAGAAAAUACUUCAAACAGCUAAUGGGCAUUCCUCAAGGAUCUUCCAUGUCAACGACUCUCUGCUAUAUUUAUGUGACAGAAAUGCUCGAAAGGGCAAUUCCAGGAGGCAUAUCACACACGGACAUGGAGGUUAUCUAUCAUGUGGACGAUGUUUUGAUUGUUGACACCGAUUUACGCAGGAUUCAAGCGACUACGGACAAUUUACUUUCUGGAGUCAUGGAUCUCCAAGCUUCAACGGCUAAAACUGUGACUAAUUUUCCCACCAAAGAGCCAGCGAUCAAGCGGACCAGCAAAUUUCAAUGGACCGUUUGGGAGAUUGAUGCAAGAACGCUUAGGGUUCGCCCUUAUCACAGACUUGGAAUUGAGCGACUGAAAACGUUGAGGUCUUACUCGCAAUAUGGAAACACAAGACGGGUAGCAGAGAAAAUGUUAAGGAGUGGUCGAUUACAUCGAUUGCCUCGGUUUACGAAAGAGUUGGCCACGAGCGCACCACCGAGCGCUUACUCGGAGAUUACUCGACACGUUUUGCCGCAUUCAUUAUAUAGGCGUUUUUCUCUACGCACCGCAAAAGGGGAAAAUCGACUCUCGUCUCAACUCCGAAAACUCGCCAUUAAGCGAUUGACAAGAAGAAAG